Castor canadensis (American beaver) is the source of this 1337-nucleotide messenger RNA. It is a transcript of the gene Tssk4, whose product is annotated as testis specific serine kinase 4. Lineage: Eukaryota; Metazoa; Chordata; Mammalia; Rodentia; Castoridae. Gene Ontology annotation, biological process: protein phosphorylation; microtubule cytoskeleton organization; intracellular signal transduction. The record is from RefSeq and is a predicted model, not a curated record. Gene Ontology annotation, cellular component: cytoplasm. Gene Ontology annotation, molecular function: ATP binding; tau-protein kinase activity.
CAACAGCCAAUGGAGACAAAAAGAACUCCUUUCUUCCAUUCUCUUAAGUUCUUAGUGGAAGGCUGGGCCCAGCAUCGCAGACUUGUGUGACUGUAAAGGCAGGCAUUCAGAGACUAGCUUCACUUUCAUAUCCUGGCCUUCAAUGAUUCAAGGUAUUGGCCUCUGAGUAGACAGGUCUCUAACUGGCAAAGCUCUGUGCUUUCAGCAAGCCCAACACUAUGGGGAAGGGAGAUGCCUCUGAGGCACAGACUCCAGCCACCCCAGCCCAUCGCUCCGUCACGGAGGAAUAUGGUUACGAGGUGGGCAAGGUUAUUGGCAAUGGCUCCUAUGGGACUGUGUAUGAGGCUUACUACACAAAGCAGAAGGUCAUGGUGGCUAUCAAGAUCAUCUCAAAGAAGAAGGCCUCUGAUGAUUAUCUUAACAAGUUCCUGCCCCGGGAGAUACAGGUAAUGAAAGUCUUGCGGCACAAAUACCUCAUCAACUUCUAUCAGGCCAUUGAAACCACAACCCGAGUAUACAUCAUUUUGGAGCUGGCUCAGGGUGGUGAUGUCCUCGAAUGGAUCCAGCGCUACGGGGCCUGCUCUGAGCCCCUUGCUGGCAAGUGGUUCUCCCAGAUGACCCUGGGCAUCGCCUACCUGCACAGCAAGGGCAUUGUGCACCGCCUGACCCCCAGCCUUUCUGCUGCUGGUAGGGACUUAAAGUUGGAGAACCUGUUGCUGGACAAGCGGGAGAACGUGAAGAUAUCGGACUUUGGCUUCGCCAAGAUGGUGCCUUCUAACCAGCCUGUGCGUAGUAGUUCUUCGUACCGCCAAAUGAAUUGCUUUUUCCACCUCAGCCAGACCUACUGUGGUAGCUUUGCUUAUGCCUGCCCGGAGAUCUUGCUAGGCUUGCCCUACAACCCUUUCCUGUCUGACACCUGGAGCAUGGGUGUCAUCCUCUACACUCUAGUGGUCGCCCGUCUGCCCUUUGAUGACAGCAAUCUCAAGAAGCUGCUGAAAGAGACUCAGAAGGAAGUCACCUUCCCAGAUAACUACACCAUCUCUCAGGAAUGCAAGAACUUGGUCAUCCAGAUGCUGCGCCAAGCUGCCAAGCGGGCCACCAUCCUGGACAUCAUCAAGGACCCCUGGGUGCUCAAGUUCCAGCCUGAGCAGCCCAUCCACGAGAUCAGGCUGCUCCAGGCCAUGUGUCAGCCUGCUGUCACCACUGAUCUUCAUCAGUCCUUGGAAAUCACGACCUGAAAAUGGCUGAGGCAGGAGGCUAAGAGAGGUGCCACAGUAGGAGGAUUUGGGGUAAAAACAGUCUUAUACAAAAAUAAACCCAGUUCUGUUAUGUUUCAU